AUGUCCCCCGACCACAACCCAAAGCCUAUCAACCUCCUUCGAUACCAUCGUCCAAAGAUUAGCCUCAGCGAUGUCAAACAAAUUCCUCCUUUGAGCCAGCUCUCGAAACAAUGUCUACGGAACUUAGUUUCGUAUCGAUUGCCGAAGCCUAAAUUUGCAUUCCCUCGAUCGCGUUGUGCCGCUGUGCUCGUUGCUCUAUUUGUUGGCCGUCACGGGGACUUGUACGUGCUGCUGAGCAGAAGGUCGGCCACGCUCAGGUCGUAUGCGGGGGAUACGUCUUUGCCGGGUGGAAAGGUCGAUCUAGGGGACAGGACGUUCGAAGACACUGCUCGGCGCGAAGCAUUCGAAGAGAUUGGCCUACCGCGCGAUCGAGCGAAAGUACCACUUCUCUGCGUCCUCGAGCCCUUCUUAGCUUCUGAUCAACUUCUCGUAACUCCAGUGGUUGUCCUCAUCCUCGACAACACCCUUCGACCAAUCCUCAACAAGGCGGAAGUCGCGUCGCUGUUUUCCCAUCCUCUGCACUCGUUCCUUUCGUCUAAAUCCCCCUUUCCUCACGAACCCGAAUCCUUCGAACUCUCUUCUCCCCACGCAUCUGACGCAGAGGGCUAUCACACAUCUUUCGACAUCGAAUGGACUGGGAGCGGUGUGAACGAAGGGUACGCCCAAAGAUACGUCCGCAUCCACAGCUUCUUGACAGGUAGAGAGGCUGGCGGGACGAAGCCCGUCUUCGGCCUUACUGCCUGGAUGCUCAUUCACGCUGCUGCCAUCGGAUAUAAUCAACGCCCGUCGUUCGAGUUGAACCCACCAUCUGGCGCGCCGAGUACGGAAGCGCGAAUAGCAUAUGCCAUGCUCACAGGAGCGGCUUUGCAAGAAUCCUGUCGACUCGAAGGCAUCAAAGUAGACCGCGCGUUCCUUUGGUCGAUCGUCGAAAAGAAUCGUGUCAAGAGACGCGCCGACCAGAAGGAAGACAGAAGAAUAAGUACGAGUAGCAUCCGAGAGGGGUUUUUGCGACAUGGACUAAUGAAGGAAGGACACCCACCUCGGUGGAAGAGCAAGUUAUAA
Molecule: messenger RNA, 1062 nt
Organism: Pleurotus ostreatus (oyster mushroom)
Lineage: Eukaryota; Fungi; Basidiomycota; Agaricomycetes; Agaricales; Pleurotaceae
Exons: 7
Coding region: 1-1062 (353 amino acids)
Biological process (GO): coenzyme A catabolic process
Molecular function (GO): coenzyme A diphosphatase activity; acetyl-CoA hydrolase activity
Source: RefSeq, a predicted model, not a curated record